Molecule: messenger RNA, 652 nt
Organism: Orbicella faveolata
Lineage: Eukaryota; Metazoa; Cnidaria; Anthozoa; Scleractinia; Merulinidae
Product: neurogenic locus Notch protein-like
Source: RefSeq, a predicted model, not a curated record
AUGUCGUCACAGACUAGAGGCGUUCAUGUGCGUGGAAAUCGCGUCUCGUACGGCCAUUUUUCAGUGGAGAAGUUCCAUCGUCUUCAAGUAUCAGUUGGUUCAUCGCGUGUAGUGAGCAGUUACAGAGACUGCGCUCUGAACUGUGUUAACACUCCGCCAUGCUCUUCGUUUAAUGUGGCCUCGUCUCCUCGUUCAGACGGAAAAUACCGAUGUGAGUUGUUAGACGAAGACAAGUACUCAGCAAACCCAGCCCAGCUGGUCAGCUCACAGGAAUACCAUUAUUACAGCAUCAAGACACCAUGCUCAAGGUUACCUUGUCAAAACGGUGCAAAGUGCGUUCCCAAUUAUAGUGAAAAUGAAUACCAAUGUGAUUGUGUUCCUGGCUACACAGGAAGACACUGUGAAACAGAUAUCAAUGAAUGCUUGAGUAAUCUCUGUUUAAACGGAGGGACGUGUGUUGACCAGGUAAAUGCAUAUGUCUGUAACUGCAAACCUGGAUACGCCGGAGUGAACUGUCAAACUGGUAAGUACUUUAUCUAUUUCCAAAUGUAUGUUCAGUAUACCGCUUGGUACAGCUGGUCUUCCAGUUUUUGAGCGAUGGUUACUUUUUAGCGCAGCUCCAGUGGCCCGAAGAGUCACCAUGCGGAGCACC